GUGUGAACGACCAGCAAUAAACUCAUCACAGUUGAUCACAUCGCGGUGGAUCACUACAUCGUGACUGUUGUCUGUUCAAGAUCAAAUGUAGAAAUUUUACUUAAUCUUUAAUUAAAGGGCAGAUCGCAAGAUUAAUUACACAGUUUUGACGCCACACUUGAGUGUUGACAAUGGGUCUCAAGGAAGAAUGAAGAAAGCCAGCGGUUUCCCUGGGUUGAGUUGAAAGAUUUUGAGAAGCCGGAGGAGUGUGAUUGUGCGGCAGGAUUCAUUGUCAUGAGCGCAGGCAUGCAGAAACCACCGGUUGCCCCCAAACCAAAGACUGCCCAGCCACAGAGGCCAGGGCCCUCCCUCUCCUCGACCCCCAAACGAGAUGGCCUCUCUCAGGCUUCCCUCUGUACACCAAAGACGGUUAAACCAGCUCUGGCCCCUAAACCACCAUGCCUACCCAAACCAUGCCUACCCAAACCAUGCCUACCUGCCGCCGUGGAGUCCAAACCACCAUGCCUACCCAAACCAUGCCUCCCCUCCGCUAUGGAGUCUAAACCUCUUUCCUCAAAGACUGUGCAUCACCAUCAGACUUAUUCUCAGAGACCAUCAGAGAUGUCUACAAGUAUAGGUCUUCUGAAGUCCAGGAAUACAAUACCUGAUUGGGAUUAUAUUAUUCCUAUCUGUCUGUGUAGCCAGAAGAACUGUCUGUGUGUUGGGAACAGUAUCAGAACAGAUACAGUGAUUAACACAAUUCAUAAAGACUUGAAAACAUUGCAUAACAAUUGCAAAACGGAGGAAUCUAGAAUAAAACCUGUUCUCAGAUCUCAAUCUGGAGUGAACAAAGGGGUCAACAACAACAGUCUACCAGACAUUUGCGUACAGGUUGUGUUUCUGUCCACCAAUAACCACCUCUUAAACCCGAAACAGAACUUCAACUCAGACAUUGUGACGCCAUCAUCACGCCCUGACAUAAAGCGCCCUCUUCCUCAGAGAACGCAUAGCAAUGAAGCCAACGGUAACGUCGUCACCACCUCCUCCUCUAAUGCCAUUGGUCAUGGAGAACAGGAAGACCCCACCAGCUCCACAGGGAUUGGCAGAGACACUGGCACAUCAAAUCAGAACCCAGCUGCCCCUAGGAAGCCCCUCCCUGUCCCCGUACCACGGAAACCCAGGAAGUCUGCUCUGGUUGGACAGGAAGUCCCAGAGGAGGGGAGGCAAGGGAGGGAAACGACUGUCAAAAAGGUGUCACUGGAGAGGAAGAGCAGCCCAUCUCUGUCUGUCAACACACCUGCUUCUCGGGCACACAACAUCGCAGAAAGUCCUGCCAGUACAAAUGAUAGCUGGGAGGGUCUCCCAUCCUCCAGGACACCCAGCCCACCACCUGUUCCUGCUCCCCCUCCCAGAAAGGAAGCCUUUCUUUCUGAACCUGAGAGAGGAGCACUGACCUCCUCUCAGCACCUCCUCCCCACCUCCUCCCCUCUGCACCUCCUCCCCACCUCCUCCUCUGCCUCCUCCCCUCUGCACCUCCUCCCCACCUCCUCCUCUCAGCACCUCCUCCCCACCUCCUCCCCUCUGCACCUCCUCCCCUCCUCUUCCUGUCUACACCUCCCUCAGGAUGUAGAGGAGGAAGAGCUGAGAUGGGUGGAUGACGGUGUCUAUGAACUGGAGUGUUCAGUGGACAAGGAAGAGGAGGAGGAGGAAGGGAGGAAUGAAGAGGAGGAGAUCCAUGGUGAGAUUAGUUGUCAUCCUCUCUCAACCAGUCUUUCCAACCAGCUGGAGCUCAGCUCCAACUGCCACUUUCCCCUCACCUUAACAACCACUGGGAGUUACAAAGAAAACGCGAGUGCUCAAAACAAGAUGGCCAGCUUCCCCAAGAAACCGCAGAGACGCAGCUCCCCAGCAGCAUGGGUACUGAAGAAUGAACUGUCAGAAGAGAGAGAAGUGGAGGAACGAAAGACUUCCGAUUGUGACGAUGAUGGAGGUGCCCUCACCAAGGCCACGAAAGCUAUGAGAAAGCUCCCUGCAACCCCAGGAGAGGAUAAACCAAAACGGAACAGCAUCUUUCAGACGCUGGUGUCUCCUGUAUCCCGUAAGAGGAGCACAGACAACACACAGACAAAGGGCAGCUUGCCAACAGAUGAAACGCUGUCACCAUCCAAGCCCUUUUGCUCCGGCCUGGGGAAACUGAAGGCCAAGUCCUUCUCCUCUGCCGACCUGACCCCCUCUGAGGGACAGAAACGGAACUCUUUCCGGAGGCUUCUCGAUCUGAAACUCUCUGUCAAGAUGCUGCCCAAGCUGCUAGCCAAGGGAGGCCAGUCUCUAGACGGCACUGCAGCUGAGGCAGAACAAUAUGAGGAUGAUAUAUUCCAAGAGAGUGGCGUCUGUUUCCAGGAACUUGUGGGCAUUCGGAUGGGGGACGCCCACAACUUCUCCUGUCCCCAGCUGGGGGUGAUCAGGGUUGGGGCGGAGCAGAGCGUGGACGGAGAUGAGAUCCACUACCCCGGAGCGGAGCAGGCUGUGGAGUAUGAAAAUGUACCCUAUUACGAGGCGAUACCUGAGUAUUUUAACCAGCCUGUUGGACUAGGAUUACGGGGGAGUGAGCUGGGAGUGGGUACACCACCGGAGCAGUCGGAGUGCCACAACCACCUGUAUGAUGAUACCAAUAUCUACGAGGAACAGGAGCCAUACCAUCCCCUGAAGAGACGCAGUGAACAACAACUGAACCAGCACAGCAGCACUGAGAGGAGUUCUAUAGAUGAGGAUGUUGGCCUGCUAGAUGAAGGUCAGUCGGAUGAGGACGUCAUGGUUCAGAGUUCGAAUGAAGAGGAUGAUGAGAGUUCCUCCUCUAGCAAAGGAGAACCUGAGAAGCCUGAGGAGAGGGAGGCUGGCAGUGGUGCCAAGCGGAACAAGAUAGUCCACAUCGCCAGAGAGAUCAUGAGCUCCGAGAAUGUAUUUGUCAACGUCCUGAAGCUUCUCCAUAUCGACUUCCGUGAUGCGGUGGCGAAAGCUUCUCGUCCGAGUGGGAAGCCCAUUAUAGAGGAGGCUAUUCUGAACCAGAUCCUGUACUACCUGCCCCAGCUCUAUGAACUGAACCAGGACCUGCUCAGAGAGCUGGAGGACAGGGUCGCCCAGUGGGACAAACAUGGUCGACUAGCGGACAUCUUUGUGAAGAAAGGGCCUUAUCUGAAGAUGUAUUCCACAUACAUCAGAGAGUUUGACAAGAAUGUGGCCCUACUAGACGAGCAUAGCAGGAAGAAUCCAGCCUUCGCUGCAGUGGUGCGGGAAUUUGAGGCUGGUCCUCGCUGUGCCAGCCUGGCUCUGAGGCAUUACCUGCUGAAGCCUGUUCAGAGGAUCCCUCAAUAUCAGAUGCUGCUCACAGACUACCUGAAGAACCUGUCUCCAGACUCGGCGGAUUACAAAGACACACAAGCUGCUCUGGGCAUCGUGAAGGAGGUGGCCAACCAUGCCAAUGACAUCAUGAAACAGGGGGAUAACUUCCAGAAGCUGAUUCAGGUUCAGUGCCGUCUGAACGGACACCAUGAGAUUGUCCUGCCUGGGAGGGUGUUACUGAAAGAGGGUGUUCUGAUGAAGCUCUCCAGGAAGGUCAUGCAGCCCAGGAUGUUCUUCCUGUUCAACGACACAUUGCUGUACACCACACCUGUUCAAUCUGGCCAGUUCAAACUCAACAACAUGCUGUCUCUGACUGGGAUGAAGGUCAGCAAGCCAAGCCAAGAGGCCUUUCAGAAUGAGCUGACCAUUGAGAGUGUGGAACGCUCCUUCAUACUCUCUGGCAGUUCUGCUGUUGAGAGAGAUGAUUGGUUGGAGGCCAUCUCCACAGCGAUCAAUGACUACACCAGGAAGAAGAUUUCCUUCAUCUCCAGUAAGACUCUGGAGGAGACUGGGUCUGAGGACAGCGGCAGUGGGGCCCCCCUGGGUUCUAAGGCCCCUAUCUGGAUCCCAGACCCAAGGGCCACCAUGUGUAUGGUCUGUACCUGUGAGUUCACCCUCACCUGGAGACGACACCACUGCCGAGCCUGUGGAAAGGUGGUGUGCCAGUCCUGCUCCUCCAACAAACACUGUCUGGAGUAUCUGAAGAACCAGCUGGCCAGAGUGUGUGAUCAGUGCUUUAUUGUACUACAGCAGAGAAGUGAAAAGGACCUGUCUGCAACGCUCUCUCCUGGUGGAAAAUCCUCCUUUGCUUUCACCAGGAAAACGAAGAAGAUCCCUGCUGCCCUCAAGGAGGUGUCAGCAAACACAGACAACUCGUCUAUGAGUGGUUACCUGCAGAGGUCAAAGGGCAAUAAGAAGCAGGGGAAGAGGCUUUGGUUCGUCGUCAAGAACAAAGUCCUGUAUACGUACGCUGCCAGUGAGGACGUGGCAGCGUUAGAGAGUCAGCCAUUGCUGGGCUUCAUGUUGAAAGAGGAGGAAGAGGGGGCAGGACCUGCGGUUCAGAAACAGUUCAAGCUCUAUCACAAAAACACGCUGCAUUACAUUUUCAAGGCAGACGACAGCCAAACUGCCCAAAGAUGGAUAGAUGCGUUCAAGGAAGCCAUGGUGCUCUAACCAUCAUUCUCUGUGCCUGCAGUCGAUGAACUGUACCUAAGCAGUGACGUUAUGAAGGUGUGGCCGUGUCACUGUACGAUGAUGUGAAUUUUGUAAUUGUAUUGUAAUACAAUUAAUAUGUAUCUACUGAAAACCAAUAAGAGCACAGUGGAGGCAUUAAUUGCUGAUGCAAGCAUACCUAUAUCCCCAAUGAAGGAUUUCUAAGCAAAAAUGAAAUGCACAUUUUUAUUGUUGAUAUGAAGCAGAUUUUUGGGUGGGAUUAUGGCACAUAGAACACAGGUGGGUCGUUCCAUCAGUUAGGUCCCUUUUUGAGCAGUGUAACGUGGUGAAACAAAACGUUUUGAUUUCAUCUCAUUUCAACAUUUUAUCAUGAAGAGCACAUGUUCAACUUCAUAAAAAACAAAACAUUUUCCAUCUCAAGAGGUUGAAUAAAAAAUAUACUAUAGUAUAAGUGCAAAAUAAAGUAACAGGGUUGGCUGUAACAGGGUUGGCUGUAACAGGGUUGGCGAUUUCAUCUUUAAACAGCCAUAAAUCCCCUUGUGUGCCACAAGUUUGUUGUGUGCCACAAGGAUGAGCAAUUGAAAGUAAACUUCAGAUUUUUGUUUUAUUUUAUUGUUAAAACAUUUCUAGCCUGUCCAUCUAUGUGUAACAGGGUUGACAUGUUAUGUUCGACCCACUCACUUUUCCACUUAAAAACCCCAGAAAAUGGCCAAAAUGAGUAGAACCAGCUUACCUGCCUAUACACUAUGGUUUGAAUAUUAGAUAUUUAUUAAGGAAUAGUUUCACCAUAUUAAAAUGAGAGUUCAGCUCACAUAACAGGGUUGACAAAAUGAGGGACAGACGUAAAUGAAUCACUAAUCACAUUAAAUAAAUACAUUUUCAGAAAUGACUUUGUCAAAGUAACAAAAUAACUAGAGCUUUACAAUGAUGGUGAAAUCUUGGAUAAAUGUUGGGAUUAAAGUGUGUUAAAAUCUUCAUAGAUGGUCAUAGAUGGUCCACGGAGGAAUGUCAAAUUUCUGCAUUUUGGCACUUUAGCAAGUCUUUAUUUAUAUGAAAAAUAAGUUUUAUUAAAUUAUCCAUGUGCUAUAUAUUAAAGGGCACUUCAAUGUUUUAUUUUAAUUUAACUAAGCAAGUCAGUUAAGAACAAAUUCUUAUUCACAAUGACGGCCUACCCCGGCCAAACCCUAACCAGGAUGAUGCUGGGCCAAUUGUGCCGCCCUAUGGGACUCCCAAUCGCUUCUGGUUGUGAUACAGCUUGGAAUCGAACCAGGGUCUGUCGUGACGCCUCUAGCACUGAGAUGCAGUGCCUUAGACCGCUGCGCCACUCGGGAGCCCAAAUUAAUAUAACAGGCUUUUUAAAAUGCAAUAUUUGGGCACAAUUUCUACUUAAAAUGUCAGAGACGCAAAAGGCACUUAUUUCGUGGAACAACCCAGGUGCUAAAGUCACGAUACAUGGUUGAAGACCAUAUUUGGCCUUAUUUUACCAAUUCAAAUGCCGUCAGCCCUGGAGGCUUGUACAUAAGAGCUGUAGAGUUUUGUUACAGACAUGUCAUUGUAUCAUUACUGGUGACAUCUGCAUUUUUAGUAUUUGCCGUGAAGGUUGAUUUGAAUGUCUUAUUUUAAUGGAUUAUGCAGAACAGUCAAAUAAAUGUGUGGUUUUAUCACAGGACUUGUUCUAUGGAAUGUUGUUGAUACAUAAGACCUCUUUUCAUCAUGCCAUUGCAGUUAUGUCAUCAGGGGGAAACACAACAUGAAGCAUAAUUCACACCACUACAGCUUUAUCUCAGACAGUGCAUUUAGUAGUACAAACAUGUCUGUUUGUUUACGCCACCAGAAAAACAUUCAUGCAUUUGUGUGGGGUGGGGGGUGGGGGGAAUUCACUCAUGAACACAUGGGCCUUUGCACUUGUUCUGUGGAAUGAAUAAAUCAAAUCCCAACAGUUUACCUCUCAAUAUUCCUUUAUUAGGCACUAGAACACUCGAUCCUAGUUAUUAAACUCAAAAAUGUUGCUAUCAUGGAUACUGAUUUUAAAUAGAAUUUUAAAUCAAGUUUACAUGUAUUUUAUAUUUACUGGUCUGAUUACCCUGGUCUGAGUACCCUUUUCUGCACUAUGUGCCUAUUUUAAUAAACACUUGUCGUA
Salmo salar (Atlantic salmon) is the source of this 6691-nucleotide messenger RNA. Lineage: Eukaryota; Metazoa; Chordata; Actinopteri; Salmoniformes; Salmonidae. The record is from RefSeq and is a predicted model, not a curated record.